Messenger RNA from Agelaius phoeniceus (red-winged blackbird), 4593 nucleotides. It is a transcript of the gene PHLPP2, whose product is annotated as PH domain and leucine rich repeat protein phosphatase 2. The record is from RefSeq and is a predicted model, not a curated record. Gene Ontology annotation, molecular function: protein binding. Gene Ontology annotation, cellular component: cytoplasm. NCBI's taxonomy places the organism in Eukaryota, Metazoa, Chordata, Aves, Passeriformes, Icteridae.
UGACAGGUGCGUUUGCGGCGUUCCUGUGAGCUGUGCCUUUUUCCCGCUCGCACUGGGCACCUCUCGCUGGUGGAAGUCACGGACACAGGCGGGCACGGAGCUCGGGGUGCCCGUCCCGGCCCGGAGCGGCUCCGGAGGGGCAGCGCUGCCCGCCGGUGCCGCCGCCCGGGGCGGGGCCUGGGCCGGACGGCCCGUGCGCUUCCGGGGCGGCGCCGCGGAGGCCCGGCUGUGGGUCCGGCCGGCCAUGGGGGAGGCCGGGCCGGCUGCGGGGCCGGCUGCGGGGCUGGGGCCCAGGGAGGCGCAGGAGCCCGAGGAGGACGAGGCGGCGGCGCCGGGAGGCACACGGGGGUGCCGGGCCGGAUCCCGCGGCGGCAUCCGGGUGCUGAAGAGGAACGUGAAGCGCACCGGGAGCAGGAGCUGCCAGAGCAGGAGUCGGGUUGGCUCCCGUGAGAGGAUCUGGCUGAAAGGGGACGUCGGACGAGGCUGCGUGUAUGUUUAUGGAAGAGACUCAGCGGCUGCGGCUCCCUCGGACUUGCGCCUGGUCCUCUGUACAGUGGACACCCAAGCCUCGGAGAUCUGCGACGGAGAAGGGAGGAAAAACCUCUUUUUGCAGCUUCAUGGAGACCUGGUCAGGAGGCUGGAGCCCACAGAAAAACCCCUUCAGAUUGUGUAUGACUACUUGGCUCGGUUGGGUUUUGAUGAUCCUCUCAGAAUGCAGGAAGAGGCAGCAAACUCUGAUCUCAGCUGUAUGAUUCGCUUUUACAGUGAAAAGCCAUGUCAGGUGGAACAGCUGGAUCGCAUCCUGCUCUCCGGAGUCUAUAACGUACGCAAAGGAAAGACCCAGCUGCACAAGUGGGCAGAGCGCUCCGUCACUCUCUGUGGCACGUGCCUCAUUGUGUCCUCAGUGAAGGACAGCCAUGCAGGGAAGAUGCACAUCUUGCCUCUCGUGGGAGGGAAGGUGGAAGAGAUGAAACGUCGGCAGUACACCCUUGCUUUCACAUCUGCUGGAGCGCAAGCUCAGACCUACCACAUUUCCUUUGAAACGCUGGCAGAGUGCCAGCGGUGGCACCGGCAGGCAUCCACGAUUGUGUCUAUGCGAUUUAGCAUGGUUGAUCUUUCAUGCUACAGCCUUGAGGAAGUACCAGAGCACCUCUUCUACAGUCAAGAUAUCACCUACCUCAACUUACGUCACAAUUUUAUGAGAACAAGUGGAGCAGGGAGUCUUGACUCUCUUUGCAGGUUUUCUCAGUUGAAGAGUCUGAACUUGUCUCAUAAUAGACUGGGAGAGUUUCCUGUAUCACUGUGUGAGAUCUCUACUCUGACAGAGCUUAAUAUUUCCUGUAAUGGACUUCAUUACUUGCCAAGUCAGAUUGGCAAACUGUUGAAUCUCCAGACCUUCUGUCUUGAUGGCAAUUUCCUCACAUCCUUACCAGAAGAGAUGGGAAACCUGCAGCAGCUCAGCUGUCUUGGGCUUUCCUUCAAUAACUUCUGUGAACUGCCAGCAAUUUGUGAGAAACUUGUCACCUUAGACAAACUAGCCCUGGCAGGGAACUUGAUAGAGACCCUGGACCUGACAGUGCUGAACCGCAUGGGUCACAUCAAAAGUGUGGACCUGAGGCUGAACAACCUGAAGAGAGCAGCAGCUGACACUCUGGAGGGGAACAAAUCUUUGGCUUACAUGGAUUUACGAGACAAUCAGAUGACAGAUCUGGAUCUGAGCUCCUUGGUCAGCCUGGAGCAGCUGCACUGCGAGCGAAAUAAGCUGAGAGAGCUGACUCUGAGCGGCUUCUCCCUUCGGGCCCUGUAUGCCAACAGCAACUGUCUGACAGCUGUCAAUAUUUAUCCGGUUCCUGGUCUACUGACAUGUCUAGAACUCUCUCACAAUCAACUACAGUGUGUCCCAGACUGGGCCUGUGAAGCAAAGAAACUGGAAGUUUUGGAUGUGAGCUACAAUCUACUCUUGGAGCUUCCAUCGAGGAUCCUCAGAAGCUUAAGUCUUCGGAAGUUGAUGGUGGGGCACAAUCAUCUGCAGAGCCUUCCACCUCUUCAAGAACACAUUCCACUGGAGGUGCUGGACCUUCAGCACAAUCUGUUGACUAAACUCCCAGAGACACUCUUUGUCAAAGCUCUGAACCUCAGGUACCUGAAUGCAUCUGCCAACAGCCUGGAGUCCUUGCCCUCCACGUGUCCGGGGGAGGAGAGUUUGAGCAUGCUGCAGCUGCUAUACUUGACUAAUAACAACCUCACAGAUCAAUGCAUCCCUGUCUUGGUGGGACACCCAAACCUACGGAUCCUGCAUCUGGCAAACAACAACCUGCAGACUUUCCCUGCAAGCAAACUUAGUAAGCUGGAGCACUUGGAAGAACUGAAUCUGAGUGGAAACAAACUGAAAACAAUUCCUACAACGGUUGCAAACUGCAAGCUACUUCAUACGCUUAUUGCACACUCUAAUGAAAUCAGCAUUUUUCCAGAAAUCCUUCAUUUGCCCCGUAUUCAGUUUGUGGAUUUGAGCUGCAAUGAGUUAACAGAAAUCCUAAUCCCCGAGGCACUGCCAGGUGCCUUGCAAGAGCUGGAUCUGAGUGGAAACACAAACCUGGUGUUAGAACACAAGACACUGGAUAUCUUCAGUCACAUUAGCACACUGAAGAUUGAUGCUAAGCCCUCCCUCACGGCAGACUCGGCACUCACUUCUGUCUUCUGGAGUCACGGAGUAGCUGAGAUGGCAGGCCAAAGAAAUAAGCUGUGUGUGUCAUCCCUGGCACUGGGGAGCUUUGCAGAGGGGGUGGAGGCUGUGUAUGGCAUGUUUGAUGGUGACAAGAAUGAAGAACUGCCACGUUUGCUGCAGUGCACCAUGGCUGAUGUGCUCCUGGAGGAGGUACAGCAGUCUGACACCAUGUUCAUGUCCAACACCUUCUUGGUCUCCCACAGGAAGCUGGGCAUGGCUGGGCAGAAGCUGGGUUCCUCUGCUGUCCUUUGCUACAUUCGUAAUGAGGUGGCUGAUCCAGCCAGCAACUUUUCUCUGACGGUGGCCAACGUGGGGACGUGCCAAGCCGUUCUGUGCCGAAGUGGAAAAGCACUGCCUCUCUCCAAAGUCUUCAGUCUUGAACAAUGUUCAGAAGAAGCCAGGAGAGUCAAGGAACAAAAAGCCAUUAUAACAGAGGACAAUAAAGUCAAUGGUGUGACUUGCUGUACUCGGAUGCUGGGCUGCACGUACCUGCAUCCUUGGAUCCUGCCCAAACCGCAUGUCUAUUCCGUUCCACUGACUGUACAAGAUGAGUUGCUACUUCUAGGGAACAAAGCUCUCUGGGAACACCUUUCUUAUGCAGAAGCUGUCUCAGCUGUGCGGCACCUACACGACCCACUAGCUGCUGCAAAGAAACUAUGCACUUUAGCACAAAGCUAUGGUUGCCAAGACAAUGUUGGUGCAAUGGUGGUAUGUCUGAACAUCAGUGAGGACAACUGCACGUGUGAGAUGCACGGCCUCACUCUGACAGGCCCUGGGGGAUUUAGUUCUACCACCACCAAACCAGCUACACCUUCAUGUAGCAGUGGAAUUGCUUCAGAGUUCAGCAGUGAACUGUCUGCUUCUGAGGUUAGCAGUGAGGUGGGCUCUACUGCAUCAGAUGAACACAGUGCUGUUGGUCUCGAUGGCAGCUUGCUACCACGACAAGAACGACGUUGCAGCCUACAUCCUGUGCCCCCCUCAAGCAUCUUUCAGCGCCAACCUUCCAGUGCCACCUUCUCUAGCAACCAGUCUGACAAUGGUCUAGAUAGUGAUGAUGAGCAGCCUGUGGAAGGUGUGAUGACAAAUGGCAGUAAAGUGGAGGUAGAGGUGGACAUCCAUUGCUGUAAAGGAAAGGGUAUGGAAUUAGAACAUCCUGCUGCAGAGUACAGCUCUUCUGCUCCAGGGCCAGAGGAUGACUCUGGGCUUGUACUCAUCAUUCGGAGGCAGAACAGUGUAAACAGCAACACUGUGCAGAGAGGGGUUAAGGAGAAGUGUGAACUCCAAAAAUCUCUUUCCACAUGUUGUCUUUAUGGAAAGAAGCUUUCCAAUGGCUCCAUAGUGCCCUUGGAGGACAGCCUCAACCUCAUCGAAGUAGCGACAGAGGCACCCAAGAAGAAGACAGGCUAUUUUGCUGCUCCAUCCCAGAUGGAGCCAGAAGAUCAAUUUGUGGUGCCACCUGAUCUGGAAGAGGAAGUGCAGGAACAAAUGAAGCAGCACCAAGAGGAUAGAGCAGAUCAGGAGCUGAAAGAAGAACAUGCAGCAUCCCUGCCAGAGGAGUUUGAUACAGCUUUGUAACCCUAUGAGUACCAUUCCCACAUUAUCUGUCCCAGGAAGCUCUGUUUAAUAAGGGCUGUCAUGCCCUCUGAGGGAACUGGGAUCUGCAAGGAGUACAGACACCUGCUGCUUCCUUAAUGAAGUUGAGGAAGAAUCAGGAAGGCCAAUGUCUGGGCUGCCCACUUAACCACUAUAGCAUCUCAGUUGUUCUAUGAGCACGCAGAUCAGCAGCUGAGCUCUGUGUUAGGGACUGUCUGGUAAGUCCUUGAACCCUGAGGUUCUGCCAGCUCUGCUGGAAAGGGGCUGGUGUGUGU